This is a messenger RNA of Aspergillus welwitschiae, 444 nucleotides long. Its product is annotated as Endoribonuclease L-PSP/chorismate mutase-like protein. NCBI's taxonomy places the organism in Eukaryota, Fungi, Ascomycota, Eurotiomycetes, Eurotiales, Aspergillaceae. The transcript is spliced from 2 exons. Bases 1 to 444 code for a protein of 147 amino acids. The record is from RefSeq and is a predicted model, not a curated record.
AUGGCCUCUUUUAAGUAUCACGCACUUCCUGGCUUUGGAGAAGAGUGUCGCGAGAAAUACGGGUUCAGCGAUGCCUGCAUCAUCGGCAAUCGGCUGGUCGUCACUGGACAGACGGGCAUGAAUCCUUUGACCAGAGAGACUUCUCCCAAAAUUGAGGAGCAAAUUGCACAGGCCUUCAACAACAUCAAUGACCUGAUCAUCCACACUCUCGUUCAAGAAGGUCAUGCCAUUGAGGAGAAUAGUACUGGCUGGGAUUACGUGGUCAAGCUGCGCGCGUUCUUCGUGGGAUUAUCUGGAAUGCGCGUGGAAGCACGGGAGAAUAUGGUCCACUACAUCAAGAAGUGGUGUCCUCGCCAUCAGCCGUUGUUCACCAUGGUCGGAAUCGAAAGCCUGCCUUUUCCCGAGCACCUUGUGGAGUUUGAAGUUGAUGUAUGGAUUCCUUAA